Messenger RNA from Dromiciops gliroides (monito del monte), 4091 nucleotides. It is a transcript of the gene AEN, whose product is annotated as apoptosis enhancing nuclease. Gene Ontology annotation, molecular function: exonuclease activity; nucleic acid binding. The record is from RefSeq and is a predicted model, not a curated record. Lineage: Eukaryota; Metazoa; Chordata; Mammalia; Microbiotheria; Microbiotheriidae. The coding region runs from base 50 to 1090 and encodes 346 amino acids. The transcript is spliced from 4 exons. Gene Ontology annotation, cellular component: nucleus.
CUUCCUUGCGACCACGUGGAGGCCGGAAGAGGGACUUGCGGGUGUCCGGAUGCUGAGCAGAAGUGGGCCACAGCCUGGGAGAGAGAUGACCACCCACGUUCCCCUCACUGAGCCGUCAGGAAUGUUGCCAAGAGAGAGCUCCAAGUACUUUCAGUGCUCAAGCACAGCUUUGACCAACUCCAGUGGUAAGGAUAUGCCUCGGUGGUGGCACAAGAGGAAGAGUCGGCGGCACCAAAGGUUCAUGGUACACAAGGCCCUUCUAGAGAAGCGAGGGGUGCUGAGUACACCUCAGGAGUCAGAGGGCACCCUCCAGUUGGCCAGAUCAGAGGUUCUGGAGAACACAGGGGCCACCAAGUGUAGUACACAUCAGGCUACAUUUGAAUCCCCUGGUACCCAGCCUAGAAAAAAGCCUCUUCAGAAGAUUGAAACCAGCAAGGUCACGACCUCUGGCCAUGCUAUGCCCAACAAGUGUGUGGCCAUUGACUGUGAGAUGGUGGGCACUGGCCCUGGUGGGCGGGUGAGUGAGCUGGCCCGGUGCUCAGUAGUGAGUUACCAUGGGGACGUUCUAUAUGACAAAUACAUCCGGCCUGAGACCCCCAUUGUGGACUAUCGCACCCGCUGGAGUGGCAUCACCCGACAGCAUAUGCAGAAUGCUAUCCCCUUCAGAGUGGCACAGAAGGAGAUCCUUAAGCUGCUGAAGGGCAAGUUGGUGGUGGGCCACGCACUCCAUAAUGACUUCCGGGCCCUCAAAUACUUCCAUCCCCGGAGACAAACUCGGGACACCCUUUCUGUCCCUAGCCUAAUCAACCAAACGGGUUUCCCUAUCCGAGCCCAAUCCUCUUCUCUCAAGAACCUGGCCCUGCAGCUGCUGAACAAAAGAAUCCAGGUGGGCCAGCACGGGCAUUCGUCUGUGGAAGACGCCAUCACUGCCAUGGAGCUCUACCGGCUGGUCGAGGUGCAGUGGGAGCAGAAGGAGGCCAGCAGCCACCCCUCCAACUGUGAGGACAGCCCUCAGGAUAGUGGCACAGACAUCGAGCACUACAUGGAAGACCAGUUCUGGCUAGAAGAUCAGACUGAAGGCUGUAAAUGAUGGAAAGGCUCCCAGGGUGGGAAGAGGAUGAGCUGCUGUGGGUAAUCCAGUAAAAUUGGCCUGUCAUGUGUGUGGGAAGAAUGGCUCUUCUGGUGCUCUGGCCAUGAGGCCCAUUCAAGCCAAUUGGGCAAUGACUUGAUUUGAAGAGAGCUCCCAUUUGGCGUCCUUUGUCAGGCGGUAACAUGAGAAUGCUUUGGCUUCUAGGGGGACGUGGACUGGGGGCCUUCCCCCAACCCCCACCCUGUCUGGACAUUCCAGGAGCCCCUUACUUUGAAGACAUAUUAGUAAAUUGUCUAACCAGCCUACUGGGGAGGAAGGCUGGGGAGGAGGUCAUAUAUCUUUUGGUGUGUCCUGGUGAAGGUAUUUUGUGGAAUUCCCAAGACACUCCAAGAGUUUGUGUGUUCUUCUUGGGCCAGUGAUGCACAGUGGCCCUGCACCACCUCCCUUCCUCUAAGUUAUUCUGGUUUUUAAAAUAGACUGUGCACACCCUGAUCCCCAUCUAUGAAAUGGGGGUACUUGCCAUUGCCAUUCAGGGGCAGGCUACAGAUACAGGGAAAGAACACUGGAUUUAAAGUCCAUGGACCUGAUUUUAUGUCCUCUCUCUUGUCACCUGCCUCUGUGACCUUGGGCAAGUCACUUAACUAAUCCAAGCCUCAGUUUUCCUCAUCUGUAAAAUGAGGGGGUUGCACUAGGCUGCUUCUAAGGUCCUUUCUAGCACUGAUCUGUGAUCUCAGGGAGUAGAGGAAUUACAACUUGGGUUAAAGGUGCUAUAACAGAAAAAAGUAGGAAGUUCUCUAAUCCAACCAAGCUUACAAUAUAGGGCAAAAAAGAGGAGUUUGUAACCCAGUCCUUUCUGAAUUCCUACCAUCUUUCCUGUAGGACCAAUAUGGAUGCUGCAAGGGAAAAGAAACCCACCCAGAAGCCCCGCUAUGGUGACUGGGUGUCAUAUAAUAGAGAGGACUAGCUUUGGAGUCAGAACUGGUUGGAAUCUCAUUUCUGCUGCUUACUCUCUGUGUGACCUUGGUUAAGUCUUUCACUUCUCUUUGCCUUGGUUUUCUUUUCUGUAAAGUGAGAGGGUUGGACCGAUGUCUUAAGGACCAGUCCAUCUCUGAAGCCUUCUACUAUCCUGUGAUAGUUCAUAUGACCUGGUGACUUUAUUGAUAAGCUUUCUUUCUCAUUUCCUGGAAUUACAGGAGCUGCUCAGAACACCUCUCUUUGCUGGUGUGUUGGCAGGAGCAGGAGGAGAAAACUGCUCAGCUUUCAGUAUUCCUAAUUGUUCCUCAUUCAGUUUUCCACAUUUCUAUUGGCUUGCAUCAGGAAUUCUUCCCCACCACUGGUGCUGAAUUCUUAGAAGGGGUGACCCCAAGAAGAGAGGCGUAUUUGUACAUUUGGGCUUUCCUGAGUAAAAAUGCCAUCCUGUCCACUUCAGAGAGUAUUAGAGAGCAUCUCACUGUCUGGAUGAGGAAAGUGAAACCUUGAGAGGCAUUGACUUGACCAAGGUCAUCCAGCAAGUGGAUCAUAAAACCUAUUGAGUGGAGAACAAGAAUUUACUCUCUGGUUGGGGUUGUUUGAAGAGUACGCAGUCCUAUGCAAAGAUCAUCCCCUUUUGAUUUGAUUCAUUAUUAGUUUUGAUGCACAUUGUUUGUCGGUAAUUUACUUCAUUUUUAAGAGCAUAUCCUUUUCCUGCAUUCUUUCCUCAUUUUUUUCUUGCCCCUUCCUCCUCUCACACCCCUCCCUUCAAUUCUUCCAUCUUAUUCCUUUUGUGUUGUUUAGCCUUUCAAGUGCCAUUAUACUCUUCUGCAGAAGAACACUUUUUAGAGCCAGCUGCUGAGCAUGCUAGGGUUUCCAAGAAAAGCAUUGAGAACCCUUAGCUUAGAACUAUUUAUUGUUUAGACUUGAAUAUUCCAGCAGGUGCCAUUUGUGACCCAGGCUCAGAUGUGGUCCCUGCCUGGUGGGCUUAUUUAUUUUCAGUUCAGGCACUGGAGCACUUGUGCCUCAUAAUUACUUAGUAGGACAUUGGCCUGGGCUGUUGGGAGACUAGAGAUACAGUCCUGACCCUCUUAGUUGCCUGAGACCCUCAUCCUCUACCCCUCAAUCCUUGCCCCCACCCAGCCAGCAAGUGAUUUACUCUUUAUUCUGGUUCUUUAUUUAACUGGUGUGGGAGAGGGCAAACAAGGUUUCUUAGAGGUAGGAUCUUUGUGGCAACUAGGGACAUUCUUUGUUUUUGUAUUUCCAAGCAUAACAGUGCCUGGCACAUGGUAGGCACUUAAUCAAUGCUUGUUGAUUGGCUGAUGAUAGUAGCUAUAAUCAACUUUCACUUAUUUGCUUUUUCCUGCAUCUUUAGUGACUUAAUCUGGGGUUUCCUUUUCCCUAGUACCCAACUGGCAUUUCUAGGGAAUGAAAAUGGAUUUUCAUAUGAGCCUGAUUGAAAGAUGACUUAGAUACAGAUGCAGCUAAGAAUGAAAUCACAUGAUGCAUUCCAAAACCAAAUAUCAAUUGCUUUUGGGUUAUCUGUUCUUAUUAAUUUUUUUACCACUGCUUCCAUCCAUUAUUGCAGACUAUUGAAGGUUGACUAUAAAAAUUUUAUAUAACACUGUAAUUGAUUGCCUUUCCUGAGGAGUUUCUUCACUUAAAUUGUGGAAUGCUAGUCUUCCAUGAGUUUGUAGCAGGCUUGUAAUCUGGUCUGAAAAGACCAACUUCCUAGCAUUUAAUACUGGAGCAGCAGAUCCUGUGGCUUUCUGGGGCUGGUUUCCUCUGAGCCUCUCCAGUUUGGCUAGGAAUUAUUGCAGUGGAGUCAUUGUGCCUGGGACUGACCAGUAGAAAGCAGAAAGCAGGCUGGAAGAUCUUGGAUUGCUGGCUGGACAAAACAGGGAGGGAUUCUUACAUUCUGAUGUCCAUUACAGUGGUUGGUGGGAAAAGGGAGGGACUGGGAGAGAUUUAGAAUGUAUUUGAAACCACCUAUUCGAAACUUGCUAUUGACUGAAUAAAGCUUAUUUGAGAA